AUGGACAUAAAGACAACAUUCCUUCUUUUUGCCGUCUCUCUUUUUCCCAAUGUUGACAUCAUUCACAUCGCCAACGAAUUACCUACCUUUAGACUCAUGACCGUCAUCAAAAUGUACACCUCUUCCAUCUUCACCACCCUCGCCCUGGCAACAGCAGCCCUGGCCACAGGCAGUGCCAAAACAUCCAACGACUUCUCCCCGGGCUUCAUCCUCGUCGUGCACGUCACCAACCCCGACGCCGACUUCACCCCCACCGUCAACAACGCCGCAGUCAACAGCAUCCACGCCGGCCCCGGCUUCCGCGUAGCGACCAUCUCCACCGCCCUCACCGACGGACACGUCUUUUACGAAAAUGGAACCCUAGACCAGGUUGAAGACGGGGAGACAACCGUCAUCUUUGACGCUGCCACGCCCCUGACCCCGUUUGGGGUUCUGGUGCAGGACCCCACGGCGCCGGUUGACAAUAUUGCCAUCAAUGCUGGGCCGGGGAGUUAUAAUACUGUGGAUGGGGACCCGGAGGUGAAUGCGGCGUUGGUGAAUGGGUUGGGGGAGGGGACGUACUUGGUUUGUAAUGCGACGGUGCCGUAUUAUCACCAGAACUUUUUGACGUUGCAGUAUGUGUAUGAAGGGGGGGAGAAGCCGGAUGGUUGUGUGGAGGUUGAGUUGGUGCCGCAGUGUGCAGAGUUGAAUGAGUUGCCGGCGGGGAGCCAUUCGAGUCAUGAUCAUGCAGUUAAUGUGAGGUGUUAUAAGGAUGCUACGGUUGUUGAUUGGAGUUGA
Molecule: messenger RNA, 777 nt
Organism: Podospora pseudocomata
Lineage: Eukaryota; Fungi; Ascomycota; Sordariomycetes; Sordariales; Podosporaceae
Exons: 1
Coding region: 1-777 (258 amino acids)
Source: RefSeq, a predicted model, not a curated record